AUGGAAGCAGCUGUAACGCCGAUUCCUCCCAACCUGCCUAAUGGCCCUGCCGCGUUUCCAGCUGCUGCAUGCUUGAUUUAUGAACAGCUUCGCGGUGGUUGUAGUUGUAAAUUUGUAUAACUGCUACCAUUUCUUGCUUCGAGAUGAACAACAUGAUCAACAGCUGAAUUUUUCAUAUCCCAAUUUUUAUAUCAAUAUUUAUUUCUCACAAUCAACUCACAACAGACUUGUUUAGUUAAAUAUUCAUAGUACCUACUUCUUCUUACAUAUGAUCCUGUGCUUGGGGUUGUUUGUACCUUCUUCCCCGGACCCCUUUAGGAGGCGUCUGCCCGGGGUGGAAGGCCUCAAAACAAGGGGGGCCAAGUGGGCGGCUUCGCUCCCUUCCAGGUGCUUGGCUCUCCCUAGAGGCCUCCAACGUAAGUAGGUGGCAGGCCUCUGAAGGCGGCAAAAGCCGAGGGGCUGGACCCCCUGAGCCGUGCAGCUUGUUCCCUCCGGGCCCUUGGUCAUUGGCUCGCUUGCGACCGUGGCCGCCCUCGGCGGCCUUUUACCCCGGGGACCUCCCGCCUGCGAGGGUCAGCAAAGGCCAGGAGGUCCCGGGGGAACCGGCUGACAGGCUCAAGGGGAGACCCGCGCCAAGUUUGGACGCCUUCCCCCACUAGAUUCCGCGCCGAAAUGCGCGCGGAAAAGCGCGCGCGCCACCACAGACCAGACUGACCACAGGGGGGGGGUACCGUCCAGCCCUCCAUCAUAUAUAAACAUAUUUUUGAAUAUCAAUAUUUAUUGUAGAUUUGAUUUCAAUUUAUUUCUAACUUUUCCGCAUUACUGCAAGAGGGCAGAUGGGUGAUGGAAUCUAUGGCAUUUCAUGGAGGAGCAAAUUUGACAUAUCGCGCAAGAUGCAGUGGAUCACCAGCAGUAUGAAACAACCCAAACCGGAGAAUGCAGGUUAUGGCUAGUUUUUUACGAUGAUGCUCGUUAGAUAAUUGACUCGAAACUCUACUACGAUGAUGCUCUCGUUAGCAUGAUUAUUAACUCUACUACGACGGUGUCCUCUGGGAAACUACUACGAUGAUGCUCGUUAGAUUAUUAACUCUACUACGACGGUGUCCCGUCGGAAACUACUACGAUGAUGCUCGUUAGAUUAUUAACUCUACUACGACGGUGUUCUCUCGGAAACUACUACGAUGAUGCUCGUUAGAUAUAGAUUAUUAACUCUACUACGAUAAAACUCAAACUCUACUACGACGGUGUCCUCUCGGAUCUUCAGCUUGACCUCGGCUUUCUGAAGUUUUAAUUAAUCGGAUCCUGAGUGGAUGCUAGAUUGAUUUUUAAUAUAUCGGUGUACUCUAAGAGCUAGAGCUAGAGGCUCAUCUCCUAUGGAGGUAGUACGUUUAUACAACUUCUAUGGAGUGGCUUCAUAGUACAUAGAUGCGCAAUGCUAUACAAGAGGCCCCAUGACAUGACACACGACUAAGGAGGAACUAAGGAUGGCAAACGAGGGAAACUCACUCAACUAGGGAUAGUGAAAAACUAGCGCUAACACGAAGAGGCAGCCGCAGCCCGUCUACUAUAUGACGACUGGCGCGAAUGCAAAGCCCCUUGGAUCGAAAACCCGCAGGAAGGAACGAACACAGGUGUGCCUGAUGACGUGCAUAAGUUUAUGGCUGUAUGUGUGCUAAGCCCUGCUCUUUGUCAAGAGCAUCCGUGUCUUUUUCUUCUUCGUCAUGAUCUGAAGAAAGAGAAGAAGAGUAAGAAGUAGAGGAAGAAUCAACAGAAGGAGCUGCAAUUCAAAUUGAAAUAAAAUUCUUUCUCGUCCUUGAUGUUGUAAACAAAAGCAAAACUUGUACUCCUCUGCACAGAUGCAAUCAGUUUCUUUCUUUUAAGUAAAAUAAGUUUCUUGAAUUCUAAGGCCAAUGAGAUUGUUCUUCAUACAACAAACAUGCCUAGUAUUGUUCGUUCUUCAUACUUACAAGAACAUGCCUAGUAUUGUUCUUCUAAGAAGUGCGGGCCCCAAAGCCCUCCGCGUUACGACACGUUCAAGGAAGGACAAGAAGCGAAGUCGCAAAAUAGUCAAGCGGACGGCGAACAUUUCAUCGAUAAUCAGAAAAACGCCAGGACCACCUACCUGGUGUAUCGGGAUAAGCAAUCAAAAGGGGUGUUGCAGCCAGUGAUCACCGGAGCACCGAGGCAUAGCGAUUUUCCAUACUUAAGACCCUGCUCCUUAAGUAUGAUAGACAUAGCCUCUAUAUUGGAGAAAAUUCAACGAAGGACUGCAAAAAUCCGGACAAAAUUCAAUCCUACCGGGCAUGAUACGAAUCCGCAGAACACUCGCCGCCUACUGCGCUCGCUUCGGGAAAACCUUCCCCCAAUUGCGAGCCAAGAACCCCGGGCGCCCUCCAAAUCCCCGCGCCCCUCCAGAAUCCCCAGGCACACACCUGCAGGCUGGUGCGGUGGACUCUGGAGGGGCGCGGGGAAUCACAUGAAACGAAACCAAAAGACAGAAAAACCAAGAGGAAGCAAGUUGCAAAAGCCGCUAAGCGGAGCACUUCCAGGACGAGGAGGCGACAAUAGUGACCGUUUUUGUGCAGUUCUUAGCUGACUUAGCGCCAUUCUAAUCAGCCACCUGCGGAAGCACCAGAGGCACAGCGAGCACGCCACACCGUCGAAACCUAACAAAAAGAGGAGGCGCGAGCCCUUUGGAACUCAAGCGGCAACCGGUCCAGCCCUUCUUGAGAAAUGCCACGAAAUUGACUAAACCUCUCUACUGUUUGCCGCUUUCCUGACUGCAAGGCCAUUUUUGGAAAAAAAUCUGAAGACAUCUUUUCAGUUUUUUCAUCAAAAAUGGCCUAGCGAUCAGGAAAGCGGCAAACAGUAGAGAGGUUUAUUCAAUUCCGGCGAAACCCCCGCAAACUUCCCCGCUGAAAUACUUCAAAAGAGUGCGAACAACGCCAGCAAACCCCCCCGACAAUCUGCGCACACACGGCGGCGCGCGUGAGUGGUCUGGCCAGCAUUUAAAGGCGGCAGCGCGUCGCUCCUCUUUGUAACUAAUCCCACCCAGCGCGAGAGCCUCGGGGCGCCGGGUGGUCAAAAGUCCAACACUGAACAAGACCAAAAGGCCCAAGAACGAAGAACCUCAGGCGGAUUGCCUCAAACCUCUCCGAUUAUAGCGAAAAACCUGACCACAGACAAGUGGAGUCUGAAUGGAGAAAAUUCAACGAAGGACUGCAAAAAUCCGGACAAAAUUCAAUCCUACCGGGCAUGAUACGAAUCCGCAGAACACUCGCCGCCUACUGCGCUCGCUUCGGGAAAACCUUCCCCCAAUUGCGAGCCAAGAACCCCGGGCGCCCUCCAAAUCCCCGCGCCCCUCCAGAAUCCCCAGGCACACACCUGCAGGCUGGUGCGGUGGACUCUGGAGGGGCGCGGGGAAUCACAUGAAACGAAACCAAAAGACAGAAAAACCAAGAGGAAGCAAGUUGCAAAAGCCGCUAAGCGGAGCACUUCCAGGACGAGGAGGCGACAAUAAUGACCGUUUUUGUGCAGUUCUUAGUUGACUUAACGCCAUUAUAAAAGUCCUCGAGUGGUCAGCAUGAUCUUCAUCGAUAUAUUCAGAUUAAAAAGUCGGCAAUAGAAGUUACAGUAUCAUGGGACGUGAGAAGUGAGGUGGGGAGAAUCCUGAUGAUCCUGUAACUACUGACGACUUUAUAACAUAUCUAUAACAAGGGACGCAAGAAGAGCCCCCUUUAGCUCCGUGCAGCUCCAUGCGAUCCAUCAUUCCUAGGAAGUAGCUUCUCCAUCAUUGCCUGUAUUUCCUGGCUCUUCUCUCUCGCUUACCAGUAGUUGCAGGAUCAUCUUCAGGAUUCUCCCCACCUGAUCACGACUCCUCACUGUCUCUUUAUAGUGCAUUGCCUCCCCAAACUGAAUCCCUCCCCAAACCCCAAACUCUAACCCACCAGAUCCGCGACCGAAAGAAAAAUCCUUGGCAAAACGUGGCACCGAACCCUGGUUCUUUGUUGCAGGUCAUGAACAUCGCGUGGGCACCAGAACAUGAAAAAAACAAACAGUGGUUUAUCAAAUUUUAUGCUCAACAACAUGAAAAAAAGCUACAAUUUGAACUUCAUCUCCACUUUGUCUCUGUCCAUCUAAGUACUACCUAGAAGAACGUCUGCUCCAACCUCUAAGGGCGGGGUAGUGUAGAUGGAAAUGGUAGGGUUAAUAGUAGUCUCUUCUAACCUUCCUACGUGAUUCCUUCUGCCGUGUUUCUGUUGUUCUUGUGCUGCUGUUAUAUUUGCUGCUGUUGCUACUGCUGCUGCAAGAAGAAGAAGCAACCACCUCAGCAGCAACAGCUCAUCGUUCAGAAAGCUGCGCAGCCAUCGAUGGAUGUCAGCAUGAUUAUGGAACUUUUUCUAGGAAGUACUUAGUAGAAGCCUAUCUAUACAUCAACAAUAAAUCCAUAGCUCCAGAAGUAGGAUUGCAUGCAAAUACAACAACAGACUCUUCCUGCUCGUCUAACAAACUGGGCUACAAAGGCUGGGACAAGGGUUGGGGUAAGGGCGAUUGGGGUAAGGGCGAUUGGGGUUGGGACAGCGGAUAUGGGAAAGGUGGUCCACCGCCACCACAGCAACCGCAGCAACCGGUGCCGCAGCAAUCGGUGCCGCAGCAACCGAUAAUCAUCAACAACAACAACAAUAACAACAAUAAUAACACUUUAUGGAGGCAUUCAAAUUGGCAUCAUUAGGUCCUUAAAGAACUCAAUCUUGAUCAUUGUGCUCCUUAUCGUCCAUUACUGGAUUACAGUAACGGAUAAGUAGGAAAAAGUACUGGAUGGCAAUCGUCGUCAGUGGACUCUUGAUGUUGAUGUCCUCUUUUCGACGGGAAGUGCUGGUCUAGAAUUUAUCGGAGGUCAUACUCUAACGUUAGUGACAGCUGCGCCAGCGGCGCCGGCAGUGGUAAAGGAGAAAAAGAAAAAAAAUUAUGGAACAAUUACAAAUACAUGGACUGUUUGUCAGACUGAUGAAUUCCAGAUACAAUGUUGCUGCUUGUCUCUCUUGUUGCAUUUCUUAUUUUUAUUGGAGUAGAGCCCUUGUAAUUAUUACAAGUUGGAGAAUUGAAUCAAGGCUCCAGAUGUAAAAAGAAAAACUACUUCUUCGAUCUUCCUUGCAUGCAGCUAGUACAAAACCUACAAUUCUUCUCUAACUGGAGCCAGUAAAAACGGUUCAGACGAUUAACAUCCAGCUGCCUCCUGGCAUGACGCAGCUACCUCCGGGCACAGAUGUAGGGGCCGCUGCAGCUCCAGCUGCUGUUAUGAAGAAAAUUUGUGAGAUUUUUUCAAUAUCUUUUGUUCUUAGAAAGAAGAUCCUUAAAAAAACAAGGUUGUAAGUUAGCGGAUAGAAAUCGUCUGGGAAAUCUUCGGCAGACUGCCGAUUAGAUUCGCCACCCUCUUUAGUAUUUGAACGGUGAUAGUUGGGGUUCGUUGUCUAAAACUCUCGCUUAUGGCUAGUUCUUGUUAAGUUGUAACUUUUCACAACAGACGUAACCGUGCCGCUUCUCCACUCCACUCUUUGCGUGAGACCCAUCGUGUGUAUCAUCUAUGACGCCCUUGUGGCAGUCUGCACUGAACUUUGUGCGAGAUAAAUUGUAAUUGUAUUGUAUUAAUAGCUAGUACACAAGAGGUGCCUGAGCCUGUGCCAUGACAUGACAACAUAGUCUCAUCCCCCAAGAUAGAUGAAUACCACAAGAUAGAUUUCUUAACUUUCAAGAUACUCUUACUCGGUCUCUUCCCCCAAGAUAGAUUUCUUAACUUUCAAGAUGAAUAAGUAUAAGUACCACAAGAACUAGUACCCUUUCUCUAAUCUCCCGAGGCGAACCGUGUCCGCUCCCAAAGGAAAAGCGGCGAAGAAAGCGACUCCGAAGACAAGGGCGACCAGUGUGAAAACCACGAAAAAGACCGUGACUACUGAAAAACGAGUCACGAAAAAAGUAGGCUAGAGGCUUCAUUGAAGUUAAAUCAACGAAAUAGAGGGUGAGGUGGUUCGUUUUAAAGAGGAGGAAAAAGGGUUAGGGUGAGUAGUACUAUUAUUAUUAAAAGAUGAGCUUAGAAGAAAGAAGUCUAGUAGAGGUCAGGCGGUUUUAAGGAGAAACAGGGUAAGUAUUACAAGAGGUUAGAUGAAAGAGGUCUUAGCUAGGCUUUGGGGAGGUGGGACACUAGGGUCUCAACGAAAUAAGGGGUGAGUAGAGCAGGUUCUUGGGUCUGUUUGGGGUCGUGUGAGGAUAGUGGAUAGAGACCAGGAGAACAAUAAUUCAAUACGAUAUUGCAGUUUGUGACCGUUGCUGUUGUGUCCGCAAGACUGACCAUUUUAACAAGAAAUAAGUGACAAUCUACAAAAAAAUCCAGAUUUCCACAUUUCCACUAUCAAGUAAAAAACCUAACGGACGCAAGACGUUGUGAAACAGAAAAGCUAUGAUGUAAAGAUGCAACUACCAGCUAGAGUUACAACAAGUUUGGAACAUGACAGAGCCUUGUUCUCCUCGACCUCAAUAUUAUGGUUUACAAUCAAUAAUGAAUCAACAAGAAUAAGUGAAACUGUUUGUCGUGAUACUUUUUUUCAUUUUUCUCCUACCUAGUAUGUAUUAACUUCAUUAUGCGCUGGCGUCGUUCAGAAUUUAAUUUGAGCAGAAAAGUCUAAAUGUGUGGUCUGUGGCAUAAAAUGUCUCUUGUAGAAGUUAUAACAAGAAUUAGAACAUAUCGUCCAUCAUAGAUUAAUGUACAGUAAACCAGUCCUGCCUACUUGUUAUACCCGCUUCUACGAUGAAUGAUGCCUUCAUCCAGAAGUGGUUACCCCUACUAACAACUCACAACUGGCAUCAAAUGAAUAACUCAACAUCGAGGAUGCACAGUAAAGAGAUCCUUCUCUGCAAACCAACGAACAAAGACAAGAAACAACAUGUGAGCCUCCUGACGUUUAUAAUUCCCAAUUUCUCGAAAAGACCUCGAAAAAGCAUUAACUUGUGCAUGAGUACCUUUCACAGGAUAAGAAAGUGCUCAACUUCUACAUGUGAAAGAGUGAUUUGGAAAUUUUGGAAAGCAAGGUGAAGCUCACAACUACGCGAUGGAAG
This is a messenger RNA of Amoebophrya sp. A25, 7110 nucleotides long. The record is from the annotation of a GenBank genome assembly. Lineage: Eukaryota; Dinophyceae; Syndiniales; Amoebophryaceae.